Molecule: messenger RNA, 294 nt
Organism: Penicillium daleae
Lineage: Eukaryota; Fungi; Ascomycota; Eurotiomycetes; Eurotiales; Aspergillaceae
Exons: 1
Coding region: 1-294 (97 amino acids)
Source: RefSeq, a predicted model, not a curated record
AUGUCGGCAGACGAUUCCUUCGGGUUUCCAGGACGUGAUGAUGCUUUAAUAGAUGAUCCGAAUGGAUUGGACGUCUGGCUUCCUGCAUUCCCAGGACAAGACAUUUCCUACGGGGCAGAGGUUAUGCUUGAUAUGGCGGAUGUUGUUACUCCAGAGACACGAUCUGCACUUAUGGGAUCAAAUUUGGACCCGCAUAUGCAACUGAAUGCACCGAUACCCGAGUAUCCGCAUUUCGGCUACGAUUCUUUCCCCAGUACCGCUUUAUCUCAAUUGCCUCCAGAUGAAGGACUGUGA